Molecule: messenger RNA, 1161 nt
Organism: Gossypium arboreum
Lineage: Eukaryota; Viridiplantae; Streptophyta; Magnoliopsida; Malvales; Malvaceae
Product: thaumatin-like protein
Exons: 1
Coding region: 212-946 (244 amino acids)
Biological process (GO): defense response
Cellular component (GO): extracellular region
Source: RefSeq, a predicted model, not a curated record
CAAUGAUUAAUUCAUGUUAAAUAAAUAAAAACAACAAAUUGGAAGAUAACCAUAUUAAUUUCCAUGAUAAGAUCUUGACUGGUCAUCCAAACCAAUUUUCAACAAACAUUUGAUUACAAUCAAGAGCCACUCUUUACUUGGUCUGUCAAUAACAUCUAACAUAAAUCCACCUUCUCCCUCAUAAACUCCAUGUAAUACAAAGCUAGCAAAAAUGAAGUUGGAAAGCCUCUCUCCGUUUUUCUUCCCUUUCGUUGCUCUUUGCUUCACGGUGGCCACUGCUGCCACUUUUACCAUUCGAAACAACUGCUCCUACACGGUCUGGGCAGCAGCCGUGGCCGCCUCCGGUGGUGGUGGUGGUAAGAGGCUAGAGAGCGGUGCAACUUGGAAUCUAAAUGUGAAGCCCGGCACUAGAGGAGCACGUAUCUGGGCUCGAACCAAUUGCCAAUUCGAUGAAGCCGGACGAGGCAGAUGCAAAACCGGUGAUUGUGGGGGGCGACUUAAGUGCAAAGCCUAUGGUAAUCCCCCAAACACCUUGGCUGAAUUCGCACUAAACCAGUACAAAAACUUGGAUUUCUUCCAUAUCUCUCUGGUUGAUGGAUUUAAUGUUCCUAUGGAGUUUAGCCCAACCUCUGGGUUGUGCAAGAAGGGCAUUCAAUGCACAGCUGAUAUAGUAAGGCAGUGCCCUAAGGAAUUGGAAGCCCCAGGUGGGUGCAAUAAUCCUUGCACCGUUUUCAAGACUCAAAAAUAUUGUUGCUAUUACGGGAAGUGUGGCCCAACGGAUUUUUCCAAGUUCUUCAAGGCAAGAUGCCCCAGUGCUUAUACUUAUCCACGAGAUGAUCCUUCAAGCACAGUCACUUGCCCUGGUGGAACCAAUUACAAGGUUGUGUUCUGCCCCAUAGGCUCUCCUCAUCUAGAGAUGGUUGCAAGCAUGAGCCAAGAAGAGUAAAGGGAUGAUCUCUUGGAAUAGUUGAUCUGCGCCUGGGAAUUAUAAAAAUAAAAAGUUAUUUUUUAGCCUUUUCAAAUGAUAAUCAUCGUGUGAUAUCAAGAGAAUCAAAUCAUUGCUAUGCAUAAAUCACAAGUAAAUAAUUCCUACGACUUAAACUCAUAACUUGAUAUGUGAAAUGAACAUCCAUAAUCAAUAGAUCAAAUAUUGAAGUUGGA